Messenger RNA from Sclerotinia sclerotiorum 1980 UF-70, 789 nucleotides. RefSeq lists its product with no specific name. Lineage: Eukaryota; Fungi; Ascomycota; Leotiomycetes; Helotiales; Sclerotiniaceae. The coding region runs from base 1 to 789 and encodes 262 amino acids. The record is from RefSeq and is a predicted model, not a curated record. The transcript has 2 exons.
AUGGCACCAUUCGAAACUAAGAUGAAAUCCCUUCAACGAGGACCAAAAUCUAUCUUGACCAAUGCCGCCGACAAUGAUCGAAGGUCACCAGUUCCCAGACAGAAAUUUGUUCACUUUGCUUCUAGAGCUAUUGACAACGAAAACAAUGAAUUUGAGAAGAAAACAAAUGAUGAAAAACAGAAGAGACAUGCCACCGCCUUCAAUAUUAUGAACAAUUCGAAGAGAAACCGAAUUACUUCAUCGUCAGAACUGAAUAAGGCAAGUUCGUCCCGCAGCACCCUCGGCUCGACCCAAAUUAAAUCACCCCAUCGCACGAUCCGUGAGAAACCAAGUGAACGACGUAGCGGAAUGAAACUUGAGAUCCAGAAUAGUACUUCAUCCCAAGGUCGUCAAUUUAAGCGUCCUGCACCCAGUACUACAGCUCAAUACAUUCCUCGCGUCCCGAGCCCUCCAAUGAACCGAGUUCCACCACCAACCCCUCGCCCUACACGAUUGCCUACACCAGAUCUUGAGGAUCCUUGCGGUUAUCCUCUCAAUUUCUGUGACUGUCUCGGAUGCUAUGAGGCUGGGAUGUUAGAGCGUGGAGUUGAAAGUAGGAGAGAGGUAUUGGCUUAUUCGAAAAUGGAAAAUCAAUAUCAGGCAGCAACUGCCUACAUAAGAGAUAGGAGGCUAGUGGAGAGAGGGCAAGGGCCAGACCUUGUUGUCGUGCCCAGAGAGGAUUCCCACAGAUGCAACUUAAUGGGCAUGGGAUACCCUCGAAAUUUUGCCAUCGGUGCUUUAAAAGCGUAG